UUGUUUGAAGAAGAGAUGAAGAUAAAAUAAUCCACUUAAAUUUGAUGCCACUAUUCAAAAUACCCAAUUCUAAAUGAAAUUAAUUUUGGUUUCAUUUUGAUUUGACUAAGCUUUUAUAUUUUAUCUAUUCUAUGAAUAUUUUUCUUAAUUUUGUUGAGGGGUGACCGAGUGGUGGUAGCUGUCUUCUUGGUGAUGGAGCUUAUAAUUUGCAGAGAUGAAUAAUAAUGGGAGCAUUUGAGUAGUUCCUUCCUUCUACAUCUUCUAUCAAUGGCACACAACUUACGUCUCAGUUCUCCGUUCGUUGCCGUAACUUUCCCACCCAAACCCAAAUGCAAAACUCAUCUGUUGCCGCCGUCUCAGAUUCUUUGCUUUGUUAAACACUCUCACAAUUUGCUUCAUACUCAUUUUUCAAUUGCUGGAAAAUCCUACCGCUCCUCAGGUGCCAUUAGAGCCAUCCAUCGCUCCAAUCAGUUGGGUAGUGGUGGUGGUGGUGGUGAAGAACAGCCAGUCGGUGUGUCAGAUUCAUCAACAGUGUUCAAUUGGACAGCUUCAUUUCUUAACUUUGCAUCAAAUAAUUUUCUUCCUUUGGCUCUUAUUAGUGGAGUAACACUAGGCCUAGCAAAUCCUACACUUGGAUGUAUUGCUGAUAGUUAUGGAUUAUCAAAAUUUGGCCCUUUUGGUAUAUUCAUUAUCUCUGGUUUGACUUUGCGCAGUAAAGAAAUUGGAGAAGCCAUGGAGGCUUGGCCUGCUGCCAUAUUUGGGCUAGGUUCAAUCUUAAUUCUGACUCCAAUCUUUUCUAGGCUUGUCUUGAUGCUUCGUCUCCAACCUCAGGAAUUUGUCACAGGACUGGCCAUUUUCUGCUGCAUGCCCACAACAUUGUCAAGUGGAGUUGCAUUGACAAGGCUUGCUGGGGGAAAUUCUGCUCUUGCUCUUGCAAUGACAGUGAUCUCUAAUAUGCUAGGAAUUCUGAUUGUGCCCUUUUCUAUUUCAAAAUUCAUAGCCGAUGGAGUUGGUAUAUCCUUUCCAACGAAGCAGUUGUUUAAAAGUCUGGUCCUUACUCUCUUGGUGCCACUUAUUUUGGGGAAGGCGUGUCGUGAAUUAUUUAGAGGUGUAGCAGACACAGUUGAUAAAAAUAGGAAGUUUUUGUCAAUAAUGAAUGCCCUCCUGCUCAGUUUGGUACCAUGGAUACAAGUAAGCAGGUCAAGGCCCCUUCUCCUCGAGGUCAAGGCUGAAGUUUUUCUAAUAGCUAUUGGAAUGGGAGCGUUACUUCAUCUGAUCUUAUUAGCUUUUAAUGUGAUUGCCAUUAAGGGCCUUUCAGCAAUGACUGGUGGUGACAAGUCUCUCUUUGCUAAAAGAGAGAAUGCCAUUGCUCUCAUACUAGUAGCAAGCCAGAAAACUCUCCCAGUCAUGAUAGCAGUUGUAGAGCCGCUUAAGGGCGUAUUUGGGGAAUCUGGUUUGCUAAUUCUUCCUUGUGUUGCUGCACAUAUGAAUCAGAUCAUCUUCGACUCGUUUCUUAUAAACUACCUUCCCCGAAACAACUCACUUGAAGUCGCCAAGACAGCUUGAUUUGCCUGUAGUCACCGAUGUGUGGAAACAUGAAGGUGUCAUUGGCCCAUUAAAUUUGUGGAGGGGUUCGAGCAUCUUGUCCUUGACAUAUGCUUGUACACAUAUCAUUUUCAUCUUGGGCCUAUUGUUUUUAGUAUAAAUUGAAUAUUCUUAUCUAUUUGGGAAUUCUAAAUUGGAAUUCCUAUAACAAUUGUAUCACACAAGACAAUAAAAUACAUUCUGGUAUUGCAUUUGUUGCACUAAUGGGAAUCAAAACUGAGGCUUCAUGGUAAUAUGAUAUUUGUUUUUAACUCA
Molecule: messenger RNA, 1860 nt
Organism: Impatiens glandulifera
Lineage: Eukaryota; Viridiplantae; Streptophyta; Magnoliopsida; Ericales; Balsaminaceae
Product: probable sodium/metabolite cotransporter BASS4, chloroplastic
Exons: 14
Coding region: 268-1566 (432 amino acids)
Cellular component (GO): chloroplast envelope
Source: RefSeq, a predicted model, not a curated record